Penicillium malachiteum is the source of this 768-nucleotide messenger RNA. RefSeq lists its product as uncharacterized. The record is from RefSeq and is a predicted model, not a curated record. The transcript has 3 exons. Bases 1 to 768 code for a protein of 255 amino acids. Lineage: Eukaryota; Fungi; Ascomycota; Eurotiomycetes; Eurotiales; Aspergillaceae.
AUGCACUUCACAACACUUGUCGCCCUCCUUCCUGCCCUUGCCCUGGCACAGGAGCAGGUUCCUCUCGCCGACCGCGUGCAGGGAUGGUUCAACAAGGCCAAGUCCUAUGUGCCCACUGCUGUCCCCGCUGAGCCUAUCGUGAAGCUGUCCGAGAAGGUCGCGGAGAAGCAUGUCACUACCCUGAACCUGGAGAACUGGGAGUCUGUCCUGGCUCCUGCCCAGGAGCCUGAGGACUGGCUCAUCUUUGUGACUGGUGGAAACAAGACCUGCUUCGGUCGCUGUGGUCACGCUACUGAUGCAUUCCAAGAAUCCGUCUCCCUCUUCGCCGCUGAUCCUAUAUCCCCUAACCUCGGUCUGCUGGACUGUGAGGAGAACCGUAUCCUCUGCUCCAUCUGGUCUGCUGGUGCUCCCACCGUCUACUACUUCCAGAAGCCUGCGGCCCAGCUGGAAGGUCGCGCCCCUACCCCCUUGCACAUCAUCUACAUGAACGCCACCACCGUGACUCCCCAGGAGCUGUACGAGAUUCACUCCGAGAAGAACUUCGAGAAGGUUGAGAAGUACGAUGGCGCCAUGCACCCUCUUGACAGCUGGCUCGCUCAGAACAAGCUGAACAUCCCCAUCGGCUGGGCUCUCUACGGAAUCAGUGUUGUUCCUAGCUGGAUGUUCAUGAUUGGUAUCAGUUUCUUCAGCCGGACCUUCAUGGGUCGCCGUAUGGGCAACAUCGGCACACAGCCACCUCGCGCCGCUCCUGCUGGAAGCGCCAACUAA